GGCGGAGGGAGUUUUGGGAGCGUCUAUCGAGCCCGAUGGAUUUCUCAGGACAAGGAGGUGGCUGUGAAGAAGCUGCUCAAAAUAGAAAAGGAGGUAAGAGUUUACUUCUGAUUCCUUUGCCGUGGAAACAAGGACGUAAGUGCCUUUUGUCUUCUGUUCUCCAGUUAAUUGAAGCAGUCUACCCUGUUUUUUUAUUUGUUUCGUUAUGUAACUGGACGUUGUUACGACAAAUACCUACCGAGGGGGCUCUGUCUGCAUUUGUCUCUGAUUUAAGGCGUUCCUACUUUUUUUACCGCCCUCCUCUGCCUUCCUGGUGCAGCAGCUCCUCUCUGUUCUGACCCAGAGAAGGAGGAAGACUGCACCCGCGGACCCAGUAGUUCCCAUUUGAUGACACUGGCCAUGUUGUUAGGUGGAGUAUCUGGUGUUCCCUAUCUCUGCCUGUGUUGGUUUUCUCCUCCGUAUGUGUGGUUGCAAGCACUGUGGCUGGUGUCUGUACGUUCACUGUAGGUGCCACGUGUGCUGCGAGGCACUGCUCCUGCCCUGCUGCUGCAGGAGCUCCCCUGUAUCUCUGUGGGCUCCAAGGUGCCCGCAGCUGCGCUUGUCUUGCAGUGUGGUUUAAGGCUAACUAGCACACCAGUCACCUUCUCCAGUGGCUUCCUGUGGGCCUGGGAAGACAGACGGGUCCUGUAGCAAUUCUGUGGGAAAAGGCAGAAUGACUGCUUACUGCAGCUUAGCCAUUUGUAAGAGGUUUACCUGGAAAUCCUCUUGACCCUUAGCUCUGCACAGCCCCAGCAGAGAUGCGGUGCCUGCCAUCCUCGCAGAACCCCAGUCUGUGCAGAGGUCACCACUGGGGCUGCACCGUGCAGCAAUGGACAGCACCAGACAAUGUAUAAUCUUAUGUUUAUACAGGAUGUCAUUUUAUACAGUAUCAUCAGAGUGUUUUAGAAAGAUAGUUACAAGUGGAAGGACAGCAAAGCGGCUGUAAGGAUGACAUGCUCGGGAAAUAACCAGACACCUGAAUUCACCUACUGUUGCAAUAACUCAGUUAUUAUUAUGUAACUUAGUGAUGUGAUAAGCGUGUUUGAUCAUGACUAAGCAAGUUACUGUCUAAAACUGUGUGGAAGGAUCUCGUGUUUUUUCCAGUUGACGAUUGUGAAAGGUGUGUGCAUUCUGUUCAAUGUCAAUUUGCACUGUUCUCUGUGUACUUUCUGACAUUAACAAAUAUUAAAAAUCGAAAGAUAAGUAAAAUCAGUGCUAGGCAGUGUCAGCAAUGUGCUACUUGAAAGUCAGCCGACUGGCGGAUCUCGGUAGCAAUCAGUGAAGCAUCUUUAUUGAAUAGAUUUGUCUGUUUUAGACUUGUUGUUAUGUACUACGAGCACUUUUGAAAGACUAUUUUAAAACAGUAUUACUGCAACUUAUGAUGUCAUAAACUGUAGCAGAAUGGGAGAUAAUGAAGAAAGUGUGACAGUCACUUAUUUACCACUUGUGUGUCACUUGAUACAGUUGGACUAUUCAAGUAACAUAUUUUCAGUAAGCAUCCAAAUGGAAAGUUCAACUUGUAAUGAGGGAGACAGGUUGGGAAAAGGAAACUAUAUGCUGGAAAGAAUUUAGUAUCAUUGAGGAUUUGUUUAGAUACUAAUGAAGGCCUGCACCUUUUUCAUGGUGGCGUUACAAGUAAAGUUAAUGCCCUUGCAUAUAUGGAUGAGGAUCAAGUCUUGUUUUUCAGGACUGGUUUUUGUCUGGGUAAAUGGCACUGGGGAGAGGAUGUUAAGCAGCAGGUGCUGUCCUGGCUGUGCUGUUCCUGCAAGAAUGCUGACAAACUGGAGAGGCAGCCCUGGAAAAUUGCAACACAGAGAGUGGAAAGUAUAGGGGUGCAAGGGUGUGUGGGGAACAUGACAGUUAGGAUUGCUGACAGAAGGAGGCAAGUGCCUUCAAGUAGGAAAUCUGUGCGUUUUCCUUCAGACUGGUCACCAUUUGCAACUUAAACAGAAGGCUGAGUUGUAGUUGGAAGCAGCUGGUGUGGGCACCUUCUCUUGGAAGUUCUCAGGAGAGGCAGCAUACAGGCAACUGGUGAUACCUUAAAUAUGUCUAGAAAGCUUUGUGAGAAUCAGUCUGUCAAAAACCUUAGAGAAUUAAAUAAAUAAAAACAAGAGCUUGCUUACAACAAUUGCAUUUUCAUAUGAAGAGAAUACUGGGCUCAUUUAAUCUAGUGUAAAAAGCUAUUAUGAGAACUAAAGGUUGGAAUCUGAAACCAGACAAAUUAGAAUGGGAAAUAAAGCCCAAAUUAUAAGGAGCGAGGAUGAGUAACGCUUGGAACAGACUACAGAGAGAAGGAACAGAGUUGGAGAAUCCUUCCCAUCUCUUCAUGCCUUCACGUUGAGAUGAGAUGUCUGUUUGGACAACUACUUUUGUCAGGUUGGUGAGCUCAGCAGAAGAGAGCUUGGUGAGGUGUCCUGCCCUGUGAAAUGCUGGAGGCCAGCCUCGGUGGUCUAAAAGUCUUUUCUGACCUUAAUGGCUGUACGUCUGUUUACAUACAUAGUAUGCGGUGUUUGUCUGUAGUAUGUUUAUCUGUAGUUAUGACAAUAUUGAAUGUCUGUGACUUCAUUGUGCUGAAAGUCAUGGUGAGGCAAUGACUCUUGUGAUAGCAGUAGGAAAAUAACUUGCUCUAACUGUAUGUAGAUGUUUGGAAAGCUUGCAUUUAGUCCAGAAAACUAAUUGUUGCCCUUUCUGACUUCUUUGAAAGGAAAUGUCCCUUUUAACUCCGUGACUGAUUGUUUUUUAUUUCUCUUAACUGCUGCCAAUAAUCCAUAACAACUGAAUAAAGAGAAAACAGAACAGAGUUGGGAAAAGCUUGCUCAGAGGAAUUUCAUGCUUGCCGAGUCCGAGGGGCACAAGCCAAGUCAAUAGAGCUGUGUUGUCAUUCUGCAAAUAUGUUUGUAUCUGUGCUUCAUGUUAUUAAACAAACCCAUCUAAACCAGUAAAUGUCUUGAAGGCUUUGCGUUAGCCAAAUGGCUAGUAAGUUCCAACAUGUAAAACAAAGCAUUUUUUCUUCCAGUAUGUAGCAGCAUCUCAGACUAAAACACGUUCUCAGAAAAGCUGAUAAAUACUUGAAAGAGUGUAGCUUAGUCAGUUCUCUUCCAAAGUCCUUAAAAUGUGGAAAGUCCUCUGCAAGGCAUUACCUCUUUAUGGACGGGGAGUAAAAUCUGAGUGCCUGGGAAGUGGUGCAUGUUCCUGUGGAUGAGCACAGCUAAGUAGAUGCAUGGAGAGAGCAACCCUCUGCAAGGCCCUGAUUAGAGUAUCAGGCCCAAAACUUGGGGCAGAACUUCUGCUGAUUAAGCAAACCUUAAGUGUGUCUUGAGUGAUUAAGUAACAGCAAAAACAAAUUUAAAUUGCAGUUUUACUGUCCUGUCUGAGCACUCUGGUAGCAUUUGGUUUUAAGCGGAUUGUUUUAUGGGAAAUCAAACUACCGGCAUGAUGUUUAUGAUGCUUGCAGGGCAAGCAGAAAUGUCUCUGCUGAUCAGGACCACGCUUCUUCACUGUGAGCUUUGUUGCUACUGGAGUUUUACCUGAAACUUGCACUUAAUUGUAAUGUGUUAGCUCUCUAGGAAUGCUCUAUGACUCGUGAACUCCGUGCUAUCAUUGAGCAGUAGUGUUACAUCUGGUUUACUUACUUCAGCUGUUGAAGCUGAACCGCUUGUGUGUAGGUUUGCUGGGUUCCGUGCAGUAUGGCUGCUCUUGGAGCCCUUCCUGGUGCUGGCAGCGGCCUCGAUAAGCUGCAGGGGGAGGUGGGGACACCAGUAAAAUGCAAUUGACAUCUUACUGGAAAGUGCUGCUGCUGAACUAACAGCCAUUCGUGCAGAGAACAUGUUAACCAGGUCCGAUUAACAGUGCGUGCGUUGUUCAGUCAUGUCUGUGCAAUGCAACUGGAUUUGAUGAGGCUCGUGUCAUAAAAGCAUGUUUUUGCUGGGUUUGGUGCCAUAUUGCUGGAAGUUUGGCUGGUAUCUUGUUAGCUUUUCUCACACGUAAUACACUUGUACAAUAAGCUUGAAGGGAUCUUUUCAAAGAGUCUAUAAAACUUUUCAUACAGAAAAUAAUGCAGCUGGUUCCUUCUUUUGAUUUUAUGAUCCACUUUUGGCAGGGAUUGUCCAGAAGAUGUUGGUUGUGCCUGUAACUUUCAAACUGUAUGAAUUAAGUUUAAUCAUCAGCGUGUUGCUGGCCUUACCUCACUCGUGUUUGUACUCAUAACAGAGUAUGUGGUAAUUUUAAUGUGGGUCAUAAGAGUAGGACUGGGAAUGGCUUUCAGGAGUAACAAGAGAAAAACAACAGAGUAAAAUAGAGCAAAAGAAACCAAACCAAACUGAAACUGGUGCGUAGCCCAGACAAAAUAAUAGAUGUUUUUGCUUGCGGUUUAUAGCUAUUAAGGGUGCUUGGGUGCCAGUCUUGAAUGAUGACUUCUUUCUGGAAUCUACCUGUAAUGAAGGGCAAUAUUGAUGCAUUUUUAUUAUUUUAUUAGUUCUUUCCAAGAGCUUCCACUCCCAUUAGCCCUUUCAUUUCUGCAUUGGUCAGUUUGUAAAGUGAUUCAAGAGAACAUCUUGAGAGGACAACAAACCCAGGGCUCCCAACCUGUGCUCCUUGCGUGCACACAGCAUUGCCAACGAGCUGUGACAGGUGACCCAGCGUAUCUCCUAUAAGCAUAGGAGUCAAACUUCCCAGAGACCUGCACCUAAACUGGAAAAUUAUGGAGUUCACAAUUGAUUGGUUUUUUUUUUUAAAGGUCAAAUAUCCCCAGACUAAGGAUCUCAUGGGAACGUUUUCAGCCCCAUAGUUAUCUGAAGGAAUGCUGCUGUGUUUUGUCAAUGGUUUUAUUUCUUUUCAGUGGUACUUAUUAUAUUGAAGGUAGGUCUUAAAAUGGCUUUUUUUUUAAUACUGUGAUUAUUUUGUAGGUGUUUUUCUUUUUUAUAUUUUGUUAAAAGAAGUGGCUUAGAGUGCUUCUCUUGGUGCUAAGGUAUUCCCAGAAGGAUAUCAGAAGGAUACUUGGUGGCCUUGCCUGUUCUGUGGCAGUUGUGAAGAUGGGCUCAGGUGCUCCAAAUGUCAUAUACUCUGCAUCUCACAAAAUAAACCACUGUGGAUAGGACAGACUUCUGCAAAACAUCUCUGGCUGUGUCUGUUUUUGGUUUUACUCUACUCUUGGCCUUCAUUCAAGAGAGAUUUUCUUGAGAACUUUUUUUUGUUAAGGAAUGUCAUGUUCUCAGGUCUCAGAAAAGUCAGUGCAUUAAGAGAUUUUCUUAGUGGAUGUUUUGGGUAGGACUGUUGUAACCAUGUAGCGGAAUAUGCAUUAAAACCAAAACAAAUUCAAAACCCCACUGGUAUUUGGGAGAUAGCAGUCUAAUGAAAAAAAUGAUUCAACACUGCCAGAUAUGUCUGUUCCCGGGAAGAACUGGCACGGCUUUCAUUUUGUAUGUUUUAAAGAGAGGCUUCAUUCCUGGACAUCUCUAUGCAGGAAUGUAUCCAAAUGGUCACAGAAACAUAGAUAUCCAGACACAGGAACCCACCGGUCUGUAUUGUGCUACCUUUUGUUGUACUGAUUUCUUUAUUUACUUACGUGUGCGUUUAAACAUUUUAUGGCAAAGUUUUCAUUAGAUGACUAACAUCUUUCAGAGUUACUUCAUAUGAAUAAUGAGUAUUUGUAGUACGAGCUGUGUGGCUUGUUGAGAUUUUUUGACCAGCUUAAUUUGAGGUUCUUACUGGCUGGCGUAUACAUAGUUCUUUUAAAUCGAGCCAAUUAUGGCUUAAUUUGAUUUAGACAUCAACUUCAAUGAAACUGGCAUGGAAGACUCAGACUGGCACUUGGUGUUUUCAGAAGUUAUUUUGGUUCGCUUGAGACACAGUGACCGUCAGUGUUGUCAUCUGAGCUUGCAAUAAAUGGAAAGCAUUUUUGCAAGCGCUGGUGAAUCUCUCUAUAGCUCAUGUUAAGAAGUUACCCUAUACGUGUAUGUGUAUAUAUAUAUUAUCAGCUAAAAUACCAGAUUUUGUACUGAAAUUGUGAAGAGUGUAGUGUGCAUUUUCUUCUGUUGGCUGCUAGGCAUCUUUGAACAGUAGCUUCACAAACUUGAUGAGCAGCUAAAUAAGUAAAAAUGUGUUGGAUUUUUUGUGUUGCUGCCUUUCUCUUGAAUUAUCCUGAAAUUUGUCAGGGUAAAGCAAAGCUAAUUUGUGUGUGCUGUUGGCCAGGCAUACGUAGGCAGUUUUCAUAGCUCAGCUAAUGCACGUGCAUCGUCCAGGAGUAUCUGUGAGGUUCAGGACCCUUUCCAUUUGUUUGUCUUUAUAUUUGCGUUUUCAGAAGGUGCAACAUCUGCAGGCAAGUGUUAACAUCAGUUUCCUACAAAUUGUCAGUAAAUAGUGUUUCUGUAAGGGAAAAAAAUGUGCUUCUGUUGAUUAUUUGAAUAGCAGUCUUCCUUUUUGCUUUUGUACCCACAAUAUCCAGCCUGUCUUGGUAUUCUUAAUUAUUCUUCCAAUUUGAAAUUAAUUUAAUUCCAUUAUAUAAUCUCCUGAAAAUAAUUCUGCUGCAAACUCUUACUGCUGGUAUUGCCAGUAGAUACUUGGUCUCAAUUAAGGCUGGUUUGUUUGUUUUUCUCUAGGUACAUUUCUCCCUUUUCUGUCGUCUUUUUGCAUGGGCUCAGUUAUUAUUUACAAUUUGGAGGAGAGGUUGUGCUGCUUAUUUCUCCAUGCCAGUAACCUUUGACAUCAAAUUGGUGCUCUUCUGUGUCCCCUCCCACGACAUUCGCUGACCCUGGGCUUCUGUUGAAGUGAACAACAACUGUGGAGUGGUAUUUUGGGAUGCUGAAGCUGUACUGAGGCGUCACUGUAGGAAUCUCACAGAUGUAGAAGAGCUCCUUUACUCUUACUGUGCUGUUUGAGGCUCUUUGCUAACUUGUCUCAAACAACUGAGAGUUAGUUCAGAUUAGUCUUAUCUCUACAUUUAUCUAGCUCUUAUUUUCUUAAAGCAAAGUUAAGAUAAUGAAAUCACCCUACAAGCAGUGUCUAUUAAUAACUUUAUGGUAAGUGCUUGUGUGUUUGAGGGACAGGUGACAGUCAAAUAUCUGUGACCAGCUCCAGAGUCCGUUGGUGUUGCAGUCCCUGGGAGCUCUCAUUAAAUAAUCCACGUGUAUUGGUGCAUGUGGAAUGGCACGCUACUGUUUCUGAUGAUAACAGAAUUGGUGCUGAGGUGUAUGAAAAUAUUUUAAAUUUCUAGUAACUUUUCUGUCUUGCUGUAUGUAAGCAUGCGGUUGAUGAAGUGCAGUUCAGAGCUGUGCUGUGCCCUGCACUGUGGAGCCAGCAGCCCAUUCCCACUCUUUGUUACUCAAAGCUGAGCAGAACAGCUGUAGUAUGAUGGGAGUACCCCAAAAUACUUGCUACAUGCAUUGCGGCAGUGGCAUUCUGAACCAUUGAAUUUUGUCCUCCUCCACUAAGAAUCUGGAUAGAACUAGGUAUGCCCUCCUUUUCUUGCUUUGUUUUUUUUUUUUUUUGUCUUUAAUUUUUCCCUGGCUGCAUGUGAGUUGCAUAAGGGAGUAGGGCACAACGUUUCAUUGAAAGCAAAGUUGAAGAGCACGUAGAUUCUAAUUUUGUGUGAAGCAUCAAAAUCAAUCUGGUUUUAAUUGUAAAUGAUGUAGUUCUGCCUGUAAAGCUUAUUGCAUGCUUACCUAUUGCCACUUAUUAAGGUGCUGAUAGAGAAAGUUUCCUUUUUAAGAGGACAGUAUAAACAGUGAGAGGGAGCACUGCAGCCUGUUUAUGUUAGCGGGCGGCUGCUGAGGAGCCCAAGGAACAGCUCCGACGUUAACCCUUCUCUCACACUGAAUUGGUCACACUAGCUCAUGGGGAGAUCAGGCCAGCGGGACAGGCAGAAAUACUCAGUGUGCUCAGUCACAAAAACAUCAUUCAGUUCUAUGGAGCUGUCAUUGAACCUCCAAAUUAUGGCAUAGUUACAGAGUAUGCUUCUGCUGGCUCACUGUUUGAUUACAUUAACAGUAACAAAAGUGAAGAGAUGGAUAUGGAUCAUAUCAUGACCUGGGCAACUGACAUAGCUAAAGGCAUGCACUACUUACACAUGGAAGCUCCAGUCAAAGUAAUCCACAGAGAUCUGAAGUCCAGGAACGUUGUUAUAGCUGCUGAUGGCGUGUUAAAGAUCUGUGAUUUUGGUGCCUCAAGGUUCCAUUCACAUACAACACACAUGUCGUUAGUGGGUACUUUUCCAUGGAUGGCCCCAGAAGUUAUUCAAAGUCUCCCAGUGUCUGAGACGUGUGACACGUACUCAUACGGAGUGGUUCUCUGGGAGAUGCUAACAAGGGAGGUCCCCUUUAAAGGCUUGGAAGGAUUACAAGUAGCUUGGCUUGUAGUGGAAAAAAACGAGAGAUUAACCAUUCCAAGCAGUUGUCCCAGAAGUUUUGCAGAACUGAUGCAUCAAUGUUGGGAAGCUGAUUCAAAGAAAAGGCCAUCUUUCAAGCAGAUAAUUUCAAUUCUGGAAUCCAUGUCAAACGACAGCAACCUUCCAGACCAGUGCAACUCAUUCCUGCAUAACAAGGCGGAGUGGAGAUGUGAAAUUGAGGCAACCUUAGAGAGACUAAAGAAACUGGAGCGUGAUCUGAGCUUUAAAGAGCAGGAACUAAAGGAACGGGAGCGACGUUUGAAGAUGUGGGAGCAGAAGUUAACUGAACAGUCCAAUACUCCUUUGCUGCCCUCCUUUGAUAUUUGUGCAUGGACUGAAGAAGAUGUGUUUUUCUGGAUGCAACAACUUACUAGAAAAGGCGAUGCUUCUGGUGAAAUGAGUGCAUAUGCUAGCUUGUUUAAGGAACAUCAUAUCACUGGAAAGCGACUGCUUCUUCUAGAAGAAGAAGAUUUAAAGGACAUGGGAAUCAUUUCCAGAGGACACAUCAUCCAUUUAAAGACUGCUAUUGAGAAGUUAACCCAUGACUACCUAAAUCUGUUUCAUUUUCCACCAUUAAUUAAGGACUCUGCGGGUGAAGCUGAGGAAAACAUAGAGAAAGUAGUGAAUCUUGAACUCGUUUUUGGCUAUCACUUAAAGCUGGGAAAUGGUCCAAAGGACUGUAAAUGGAAAAUGUACAUGGAGAUGGACGGGGAUGAAAUUGCAAUAACCUACAUAAAAGAUGUGACAUUCAACACUAACCUACCUGAUGUAGAGAUUUUAAAGAUGACAAAGCCACCGUUUGUCAUGGAGAAGUGGAUCGUGGGGAUCGAAGAACACCAGUCUGUAGAAUGUAUUGUUACCUAUGAGAGCGACGUUCGAGCUCCCAAAUCCACCAGGCACGUCCAAGCUAUCUGCUGGAGCAAGGUGAAAGCACAGGAUGAGGUCAAGGCGGUACAGCUUAUGAUACAGACCUCGCUCCCCAACUCAGAGGGGCAUUCACGGAGCAGGUCUGUCUCAAGCAUUGACAGCCAGUGGAUGCAGACGCUGCGCAUGCACCAGAUAGCCAAAGCCAUUUCCCUGCAGCACGGCGACCCGCACAGCCCCACCACCGUCUCGCACUACCUGCCCUACCUGCAGAGCCAGGACUCCUAUGCUGCUGCCGUGAGGCGGACGCGCGGGCCCGUCAAUUACCACUACACCUCCAUCAGCCACUCCAGGAACUCCUCUCCCCUCUCGCACAGUUUGGUGAGAAACCUAUCGAGCCUGCACAUCAACUCAAAGGGCAGCAGCACUUCCAGCACGGCGUCGGACACCGCUUCAGAAAGGGACAGGUCCACGGGCAAGGCCAGGAACGCCUCGCACAGCGGUAACUCCCGCAGCUCCUCUGAUGGACGGCGCAGCGGGACGAGCUCCCCAGUGCCCCCCAGGUCCUCAGGCAGGGCCGGCAGGACUGCCUCCAUGCCCCCGGCCCACGAGCAACGCAGGUAUCCCCGCAACUCCCCCCAGCCCAAGGCCAUCCCGGGCAUGCCGCUGCAGGGGGAGAGCGAGCCCAGGAGAAGCGAAGGGGAGGGCAGGGCGAGCGAGGGGGGGUGGAUAAAGGUGCAGCACGUGAAGAAGCCCCACAGGCAGAGCACCGGCAAGCAGGGUAAGGAGAGGCCCAAGGGCAGCUGGCGGGGCCGGAGGGCGUUCUAACGGAGAGAACAGCUGUGGGCUGCGAUGGAGCCAGCUUCCCUCUUAUUCCACUGAAUAUUCAACUGGGAGAUGACACGUGCUUCUGCUCGACGUGCUCCAGCUGUCGGCACACCGCACUGAAGCCAUGACACUACCUCGCUGGGCUGGCUGCACAGCUCUGCAUGCAGCCGGCCGGUGGGCGCCUGGAAGGAGCCUGCGCUCGGCAACGUGACCUCUUCCCUCCCAGUACUGAUGGAUUUAAUAUGGUUGCCUCCCCUCCCUUUGGCUGCUCGUGUUCUUAGCUGACUGGAUGUGCACUAAUUUGCUUAAUAUUUCAAAAAUAAAUUCAGUAAUACACAGCCGUGUGCUGUAACAAAGA
Molecule: messenger RNA, 10469 nt
Organism: Gallus gallus (chicken)
Lineage: Eukaryota; Metazoa; Chordata; Aves; Galliformes; Phasianidae
Gene: MAP3K20
Product: mitogen-activated protein kinase kinase kinase 20
Exons: 19
Coding region: 8039-10111 (690 amino acids)
Biological process (GO): protein phosphorylation
Cellular component (GO): cytoplasm
Molecular function (GO): protein kinase activity; protein binding; ATP binding
Source: RefSeq, a predicted model, not a curated record